Molecule: messenger RNA, 991 nt
Organism: Aspergillus pseudotamarii
Lineage: Eukaryota; Fungi; Ascomycota; Eurotiomycetes; Eurotiales; Aspergillaceae
Exons: 1
Coding region: 149-805 (218 amino acids)
Source: RefSeq, a predicted model, not a curated record
UGUUUACGGUUAUAUUUUACACGGCCGCUACUGACAGAAUGAUCAGCAUGCGUAUCGCGAUCUCCUUGUACUGUAGUAGAACGAUCAGAUGAGCAAAUGACGCUCUAACAUCGCGCUAACACCAAUUGUCGAUAGCGUUAGGCGGCAAAUGCUGGCAAUUUCUCUUUCAGGAAAAGCGCAACCUCUCAAUAUGCACGACGGCCUGAGGCACACCCGCGUCGUUGGUUUGCGUUUGGCUGCUUUGGAAAGAAUGAUGAGAACGACCUUCCCAAGAACCUUGUCGAGACGAACGUCGACACGGAUAAAUCAAUCGCCAAAAUGUCUUGUACUGCGCCCCAUUCCCAAACACCACCUCCUUACGUCGCAGAGCACUACUAGAGAGCUCAACCAAGGGCGUAGUCCACAGAAUCGCACGAGGAACAUCCAGUAUGCCUUCGACCCAGUCAACACUGCGAGAGCGAAACGACCAUCCAAUCCAUUCUCCUUCCUACGCCCUGAGAACAUUGCGCUCCCCGUAUUCCAAAAUGCGAACUGCCUCGUUCCAUCCAACCUCGGCGUCCCAUGGCCCACCUCCUUCCCCUCCUCCUUUCAGUCGAAGUACUCCACGGAAGUGGAGGAAACGACAAGGGCAUAUACUCGAGCACUUCAAGGCCAACGAUCGGAAGGUUAUCAAGAGAAAUAUCCCGAGGCGAUUAUCGACGAGGCGGUCUCACUGCUAGUAAAUGUGGCGCCAAUGGGCAACUUGACGAGGAUGAAGGCCCUCACAAAACUCUACGUGUUCUUCUUUAUGAGUGAUGGUGAUUGAACGUGUGGAUACUGUCUGGUUGCUCUAACUAAACUUUCGAUAGAUCUGGUUGAUUCCGGGAAUGUAUGCUCCGUCAAUACCGAUACGCGUUGUUGAGGCGGAACGCUGGUCUAAUGAUCCUACAGCGCGUGACGAUAAUCCCCAACCAUAUUGAGGGGAAUGAGAAGCAGGGAUCGCAACAUACCG